Molecule: messenger RNA, 528 nt
Organism: Heterobilharzia americana
Lineage: Eukaryota; Metazoa; Platyhelminthes; Trematoda; Strigeidida; Schistosomatidae
Source: the annotation of a GenBank genome assembly
AUGAAUUUAUUACAGUUGGUCCAACAGGUGGAUAAACUUUCACCAAGAAUUCAAGCCUUAUUAAAAGAAAGUAACCAGUUUAAAUCUAAUGAUAAUCAAACUACUGGAGCCAUAUUUUCACGCGAUACACUAAAGACAAGAUUAACAGACUUGGAAUUUCGAGUAACUCAAGAUAAAGAAACAGAAAAACCCUUCUCAGGAAAGUAUUUGGAUGAAAAAUCCUCUGGAAUAUAUAAAUGUAUAGUCUGUGGCUCUGAAUUGUUUAGUAGUGAAGCAAAAUUUUUUUGUAGUUGUGGUUGGCCCGCAUUUAACAACCCUAUAGGAUGCAAUUGUUUAGUUUCAUCUAUUGAUUUGUCUUCAGGGGCUGUCCGUGUAGAAGUUUCCUGUAAACGAUGCAACGCCCAUUUGGGACAUGUGUUCGAUGAUGGACCGAAGCCUACAGGUCUUCGCUAUUGUAUUAAUUCUUGUGCUCUUACCUUUGAGCCUUCUGUUAACUCUCCGUCCAAUUUGAAUUCAUCAACUAGCUGA